Molecule: messenger RNA, 570 nt
Organism: Cetraspora pellucida
Lineage: Eukaryota; Fungi; Glomeromycota; Glomeromycetes; Diversisporales; Gigasporaceae
Source: the annotation of a GenBank genome assembly
AUGAGCGCUGCACCAGGAGAGAAUGGGGAACAGUCUAUCCCGAUCGAAGACGUUGCCAAUAAUGCCGAAGUCGAAACCCCUAAAGAGCCUGCAUCGGAAGAAACCAAACCUCAGGAGAAAACUGCUGUAGUCGAAUCUGAAGUUACGGGUGUUAAGCCUAUAGCACAGGAAGAAAACGCUGUCGAUAAGAAUGAAAAACCUGAGGAAGUAGUCGUAGUCAAGCCCGAGGAAGUUGUAGCUAAGCCCGAAGAAGCUGCAACGAGUACUGGAGGGGUUACAACCCAAACUGAGGAAACUGUAGCCGACGUAUCAACUGAGGAAACUAAGGCAGAAAUCGUUCAAACUACUGUUGAGACUACUACCGAAGUAACAGUCGAGACUACAGAAGCUGUGACGGAUGCAAACGAUCAACCAACAGAACCCUCAACAGAUGCAACUCAAACAGAUAUAAACAAACCCCUUCCGGAAACUCCUUCAGAAACUUCACCGAAUCCUCCAAAAGCUCCGUCAAAAAGAAAGAGCUUUCUUUUGAGGGCUAAGAACUUCUUCAGCAGCAGCAAAAAACAAUAA